Molecule: messenger RNA, 532 nt
Organism: Leptinotarsa decemlineata (Colorado potato beetle)
Lineage: Eukaryota; Metazoa; Arthropoda; Insecta; Coleoptera; Chrysomelidae
Biological process (GO): regulation of transcription by RNA polymerase II
Cellular component (GO): nucleus
Molecular function (GO): DNA-binding transcription factor activity; zinc ion binding; RNA polymerase II cis-regulatory region sequence-specific DNA binding
Source: RefSeq, a predicted model, not a curated record
AUGAAACGCAAUGCCAAUCAGUGUAACGUGUGCAAAAAACAGUUCAUCAACUUGAAGUCUUUCAAGAAGCACUUGAGAAUGCACAUCGAAGACCGUCCCUUCAAAUGCAAACUGUGUCCUCGAGGAUUCACCGAAGAAAAUUAUUUGAAUAAUCAUAUGCGCACCCACGUCCCGGAAGAAGAAAAACCUCACGAGUGUGAAAUUUGUAAAAGAAGAUUCAUCCACAUCACGUUGCUGAACAAACAUAUGUUGAAGCACAGUGGCGAAAAACCAUUCGUUUGUAAAAUAUGCAACAAGGGAUGUUACGCCGAAAAUAGCCUGUUGAAGCAUAUGAAAAUUCACGAGAAAAAAGAAGGUGAUCCUGGACUACUGAAACACAUCUGUGAUUAUUGUAAAACGGAGUUUCCCGAUUCUCAGAGUUUAUCGAUCCAUAUCAAACAGCAUACUGGCGAUAGACCUUUUGUGUGUAAUAUUUGCGGGAAAUCCUUCCCACAGAGGUUCAAUCUCGAGUUACAUUUGAGGACGCAUACAG